ACAUUACGGUUACGCUCACUCUCCGUUUCAUAAAUUUCAGUCAAGAAAAGAGAUUUUGCAAAAUCUUUCCAUAGAACUCUCCAUUCUCCCGCAAAAUUUUGCUUCAGUUCUUCUUCGUCUUCAAGGCUUCUUCUCCUCCUCUUUCUUCUGAGAGAGCCACGGACUCUGAAGCUUCGAUUGCGAUGUCUCCGGGAGCUAAUGGACAGAGUGUUGCGGACUCGCCAUCUCUCGACAGAGAUGGUUGUGCAGCUGCAAAUGGAGAAAGGAAGGACGACGGCGGAAACGCCGAGAAAGAUGCCGAAGAGGUAGAGAUUGGGGCCGAUUUCACAGAGAAAGGUUUGAAAGCGAUGAAGGACAAGGAUUAUGACACCGCCGUCGACUGCUUCCGCGGUGCCCUCAGUAUGAGGAUUGACCACUAUGGCGAAUUUGCUCCAGAAUGUAUUACAGCAUACUGCCAUUACGUGUCCGCCCUGCUGUUCAAAGAUCAAGAAGAUGCUGGUCGAUCGGAAACUACACGCAAGCAAGUUCUCUGCCAGCAAAAUUCUGAUAUGGUAGAUACUACUAGAAAAGAUGGGAAUUUGGGGCAAAGAGAGGAAGAUUUUGACUUUGAUAAUUUUGGGAUCAAAGAUUAUUUGGAGGAUGGAAAGCCAGAAGAAACAGACAAAGAUGAUAUCAACCUGGAUUUGGCAUGGAAAGUACUCAAUGUUGUUAGAGGGAUUGUUUCAAAGCAACCAGGUGGCACUAUGGAUAAAGUAGAGACCUUAACUAGGGAUAUUAUUGAAUAUGAAUCGACUGAUUCAUUGGAUAAAGUCGACAUCUUACUCUCCUUAGGGGAUGCCGCAUCCAAAAGAAGUUUGUUUAUUUCUUGUUUCAAUUUUUCUCACUAUGAGUCUUGAUCAUUUAUUUUCUCAUAACUUGCCCUUGUUUAAUAUGGGGAGAUUGUUGCUAGUCUUAUCUUCCAUCCUGCAGAUGAUUUUAGCACUUCUCUUGGUGACUAUACAAAAGCACUAUCCAUAUUGGAGCGUAUGGCUGAACCAGAUAGUCGACGUAUUGCUGAAGUAAAUUUUGGAAUAUGUCUGUGUUUGGAAAUGGACUCAAAAUCUGAGGAAGCCAUUGCAUAUUGUAACAAAGCUAUAUCUGUUUGCAAAACUCGGCUGCAAUUGCUCAAGGAUAACCUGAAAAGCUUUUCAGGAUCAAGUGAUGUCUUGGGUGCUACUGAUUUGAGUUCAAAAUUAUAUGAAUCCUCUGGAGAACCAAGUACAGAAUUUUGCGUCUCAGAUGAUGAACUUGAGAUUGUGUUGCUCACUGGACUCACUAGAGAGUUUGAAACCAAG
Messenger RNA from Malania oleifera, 1334 nucleotides. RefSeq lists its product as uncharacterized. The coding region runs from base 183 to 896 and encodes 237 amino acids. Lineage: Eukaryota; Viridiplantae; Streptophyta; Magnoliopsida; Santalales; Ximeniaceae. Gene Ontology annotation, cellular component: nucleoplasm. Gene Ontology annotation, biological process: CENP-A containing chromatin assembly; DNA replication-dependent chromatin assembly. Gene Ontology annotation, molecular function: histone binding. The transcript is spliced from 4 exons. The record is from RefSeq and is a predicted model, not a curated record.